UUAGCGGUGUCCACCGUUUAUUUGUCCCAAGAAACGGUCUUUUCAUCAAAUGAUUAAAAACCAACUGUGCUGAAAUACUGAAUUACCAUUCAAAGAUUAAAUCUCUCAAGUCAAGUUUAAGCCUUACGUUCGGUUACCUUUUAGCUCCUUAUCUGUCUCUCAGCAACUUCCCACAGUUUGUCCAAAACCCAAGAAGACAGGAACCCAAACAACCUCGACAUUCACAACUUCCAACAGUCAAAUUGGUGUACACAUUUCUACUGUUACUUCAAUGGCUUUAACCCAUAACUUCAAUCACAUAUUUCCCACACCCUCUUCAUCCUCGAAACAUAAGCACUCUUUAACUACUACACUUCCAUUUUCACCCAAAACUCACACCAACUCACACUUCUUCAGCACUAACAUUCCUUCAAGAAUUCACAACCUUCAAAACCCACUACCAACUUUCACCAGAAGACUGUUUCUCCCUUCAGUUUCUGGCAUUUGGGAUGCCUUAACAGGAGGCAACAACAAUGCCCGUGAAGCUGUUAUGGCUAUUAGACGUGGAAUGCUACUCUUUAGACAGGGUGAUGUUUUGGGAUCUUUAGUGGAGUUUGACAAGGCAAUUGAGUUGGAUACUCGUCAAAAAGCAUAUCUUUGGCAGAGGGGGCUAUCACUUUACUAUGUUGAUAGGUUUGAAGAUGGGGCAGAGCAGUUUCGAAUAGAUGUUGCACAGAAUCCAAAUGACACGGAGGAGUCAAUAUGGUGCUUUCUGUGUGAAGCUCAAUUGUAUGGAGUUGAUGAAGCAAGGAAGCGAUUUCUUGAGGUUGGUAGGGAUCCAAGACCUGUUAUGCGGGAAGCUUAUAACAUGUUUAAAGAUGGUGGUGACCCAGAAAAGUUUGCCACUGCAUUUUCAAAUGGACAGGGGAAUGAGUAUUUUUAUGCAUCUUUAUAUGCCGGUCUAUAUCAUGAAGCUCAGAAAGAACCAGAGGCGGCCAAAGUUCAAAUAAUUGCUGCAUGUAGGUCUCCUUAUGGACAAAGGUCUGAUGACUAUAUGGCGUCUCUUGCCAAGGUUCACUGUUUAUGUCGAAACUGGAGCAGUGACUGAAAAAUGUUUAGUUUGAUUUUGUAGCAACAAGAAGAUCAAUAAACACAGGAUUGCACAUAUAAUAUUGAGACCAUUCAUAUUAGUUUCUUGUAGUAUAGUUUAUACUUGGAAUCCUGCCAAGUUGCUGAACCCUGCAGAAUUAACGAUUUACAUUUCUUUA
This is a messenger RNA of Populus trichocarpa (black cottonwood), 1247 nucleotides long. RefSeq lists its product as uncharacterized. Bases 272 to 1087 code for a protein of 271 amino acids. The transcript is spliced from 8 exons. NCBI's taxonomy places the organism in Eukaryota, Viridiplantae, Streptophyta, Magnoliopsida, Malpighiales, Salicaceae. Gene Ontology annotation, cellular component: chloroplast. Gene Ontology annotation, molecular function: protein binding. The record is from RefSeq and is a predicted model, not a curated record.